Molecule: messenger RNA, 1575 nt
Organism: Labeo rohita (rohu)
Lineage: Eukaryota; Metazoa; Chordata; Actinopteri; Cypriniformes; Cyprinidae
Exons: 12
Coding region: 225-1550 (441 amino acids)
Biological process (GO): vesicle-mediated transport; protein transport; small GTPase-mediated signal transduction
Cellular component (GO): cytoplasm
Molecular function (GO): Rab GDP-dissociation inhibitor activity
Source: RefSeq, a predicted model, not a curated record
GGUGCUCGCGCUCAGACGCUCCAGGAACCCGGGGGUCUGGCGCGCGUGAACGCGCUUGUGCUGCUCACCUGAAAACUGACAGAUGACAGUCUGCAGACAGACGGUGUGUGUCAGUGAUCCUCAUAUGAUGUGGGGAUUAUGAGUUUAGGAUAAUAUAAUAAUCACACACACGGCUGAGGCAGGCGGAUGAAGUGUGUGUCUGGAUUCGCUCAGAGAGCGUCAGGAUGCCGGAGUUUGAUGUGAUUGUUCUGGGAACCGGACUGAAGGAAUGUGUUUUAUCCGGACUGAUGUCAGUCAACGGGAAGAAGGUUCUUCAUAUGGAUUCCAACCCGUAUUAUGGAGGAGAAAGUGCCUCAAUCUCCCCUCUGGAGGAGCUUUAUAAGAGAUUCCAGGCUUCUGAUUCUUCGAAAUCGAUGGGGCGCGGGAAAGACUGGAACGUGGAUCUGAUUCCCAAGUUCCUGCUUGCAAACGGUCAGCUGGUGAAGAUGCUGCUGUACACCGAGGUCACGCGAUAUCUGGACUUCAAGGUGAUUGAAGGCAGUUUUGUGUACAAAGGAGGGAAAAUUCACAAAGUCCCCUGCACUGAGACAGAGACACACAAUUCAGAUCUGAUGGGGAUGUUCGAUAAGCGGCGUUUUCGCAAGUUCAUGUCCUUCAUCCUGAACUUCGAAGAGAACGAUCCGCGGACGUAUCACGACAUGGACCCGCACAGAACCACCAUGAGGGACGUGUUUCGUCACUUCGACCUGGGCGACGACGUCAUGGAGUUUACAGGUCACGCUCUGGCCCUUCACGUCAACGACGAUUAUCUGGAGCAGCCGUGUGUGAAGACCAUAAACCGGAUCAAGCUGUACUCCGAGUCUCUGUCGCGCUACAAUCUCAGCCCGUAUCUCUACCCGCUGUUCGGUCUGGGCGAGCUGCCGCAGGGAUUCGUCAGGCUCAGCGCCGUCUACGGGAACAGCUACAUGCUGAACCGCCGCGUGGACGAGAUCGUGAUGGAGGACGGGCGAGUGGCUGCGGUCCGAUCCGAGGGCGAGGUGUUCCGCUGUAAGCAGCUGAUCUGUGACCCGAGUUACGUGCCGGAGCGUGUGAAGAAGGCCGGGCGCGUCAUACGGGUCAUCUGCUUACUCAACCACCCCAUCAAAAACACCCACGACGCCAACUCAUGCCAGAUCAUCAUCCCGCAGACGCACCUCAACAGGAAGUCAGAUAUCUACGUGUGUUUGCUGUCCUACGCUCAUAACGUGGCGGCGGAAGGCAAGUACGUCGCCGUCGUCAGCACAAUGGUGGAAACCUGCAACCCGGAGAAGGAGGUUCAGCCCGGUUUGGCCCUGCUGGAGCCCAUCAUGGAGAAGUUCGUGUCCGUCAGUAACCUGAUGGUCCCGACGGACGACGGCCGCAGGAGUCAGAUCUUCGUCUCCCGCUCGUACGACCACACGCCGCACUUCGAGAGCGAGACCGACGACAUCAUGGACCUGUACCGCCGCGUCACCGGCUCAGAGUUCAUCUUCAGGGAUCCCAGAGAUGCCGACGGAGACUCCGACGAGUGAACGAGCGCCAAAUCGUGCACGAUCG